AUGGGGCACCUGGAGCUAGUCGUCUUGGGCCUCACCUGCUGCUUCGCAGUGGCGAGUUCAGCAAAGUUGGGCGCUGUGUACACAGAAGGUGGCUUCGUGCAAGGUGUCAACAAGAAGCUCGGGCUCUUUGGCGACUAUGUGGACAUCUUCAAGGGCAUCCCCUUCGCUGCACCCCCCAAGGCCUUGGAGAACCCCCAGCGACACCCUGGCUGGCAAGGAACCCUGAACGCCAAAGACUUCAAGAAGCGAUGCCUGCAGGCCACCAUCACCCAGGACAACACCUAUGGGGAAGAGGACUGCCUCUACCUCAAUAUCUGGGUCCCCCAGGGCAAGAGGCAAGUCUCUCGGGACCUGCCCGUCAUGGUUUGGAUCUAUGGCGGUGCCUUCCUCAUGGGCGCUGGCCACGGAGCCAACUUCCUCAGCAACUACCUGUACGAUGGGGAGGAGAUCGCUACGCGAGGCAACGUCAUCGUGGUCACCUUCAACUACCGCGUCGGCCCCCUCGGCUUCCUCAGCACCGGGGACUCCAACCUGCCAGGUAACUAUGGCCUUCGAGACCAGCACAUGGCCAUUGCUUGGGUGAAGAGAAACAUCGCAGCCUUUGGUGGGGAUCCCAACAACAUCACCAUCUUCGGCGAAUCGGCUGGAGGUGCCAGCGUCUCUCUGCAGACCCUCUCUCCGUACAACAAGGGCCUCAUCCGGAGGGCCAUCAGCCAGAGUGGCGUGGCGCUGAGCCCCUGGGUCAUUCAGAAGAAUCCACUCUACUGGGCCAAGAUGAUCGCCAAGAAGGUGGGCUGCCCCCUGGACGACACCUCUAAGAUGGCCAAGUGUCUGAAAGUCACGGACCCCCGGGCCCUGACUCUGGCCUACAAGAUGCCCCUGGCCGGCAUGGAGUACCCCAUGCUGCACUACCUGGCGUUCGUCCCUGUCAUCGAUGGAGACUUCAUCCCCGAGGAUCCUGUCAACCUGUACGCCAACACUGCCGACAUUGACUACAUGGCGGGCACCAACAACAUGGACGGCCACAUCUUCUCCUCCAUCGACAUGCCGGCGAUUGACAAGAAGUCCCAAGCCAUCACCGAUGAGGACUUCUACAAGCUGGUCAGCGGGCUCACCAUCACCAAGGGGCUCAAAGGUGCCCAAGCCUCCUUCCAGUUCUACACCGAGCCCUGGACCCAGGACUCAUCCCAGGAGGCCAAGAAGAAGACCGUGGUGAAUUUUGAGACGGACAUCCUCUUCCUGGUACCCACCAAGAUCGCCCUGGCCCAGCACAGAGCCAAUGCCAAGAGCGCCAAGACCUACAACUACCUGUUCACCCACCCCUCUCGGAUGCCCGUCUACCCCAGCUGGGUGGGGGCUGACCACGCGGACGACAUCCAGUAUGUCUUUGGGAAGCCCUUCCAAACCCUCCUGGGCUACCGGGCCCAAGACAAAACGGUCUCCAAGAACAUGAUCGCCUACUGGACCAACUUCGCCAGAACUGGGGACCCCAACACGGGCCACUCGGCCGUCCCCACACGCUGGGAGCCCUACACCCCGGAAAAUGGCAACUACCUGGAUAUCAACAAGAAGAUUGACAGUAACUCCAUGAAGCAGCACUGGAGGACCGACUACCUACACUACUGGACCCAGACUUACCAGGCCCUGCCCUCCGUGACGGGUGGCGAGUCCGCCCCCGAGCCCCCCAAGGAGGAUGCUGAGGAAGCCCCUUUGCCACCUGUGGGCGACUCUGAGGCUGCCCCCGCACCCCCAGAGGGCAACUCUGAGGGUCAGAUGCCCAUAGUUAUCGGCUUUUAA
Echinops telfairi (small Madagascar hedgehog) is the source of this 1797-nucleotide messenger RNA. RefSeq names its product carboxyl ester lipase (gene CEL). Lineage: Eukaryota; Metazoa; Chordata; Mammalia; Afrosoricida; Tenrecidae. The record is from RefSeq and is a predicted model, not a curated record. Gene Ontology annotation, molecular function: triacylglycerol lipase activity; sterol ester esterase activity; signaling receptor activity. Gene Ontology annotation, biological process: postsynaptic membrane assembly; presynaptic membrane assembly; neuron cell-cell adhesion. The transcript has 11 exons. Gene Ontology annotation, cellular component: postsynaptic specialization membrane; synapse; cell surface. The coding region runs from base 1 to 1797 and encodes 598 amino acids.